Messenger RNA from Cygnus atratus (black swan), 1485 nucleotides. It is a transcript of the gene NCMAP, whose product is annotated as non-compact myelin associated protein. Gene Ontology annotation, cellular component: plasma membrane; Schmidt-Lanterman incisure; paranode region of axon. Bases 535 to 852 code for a protein of 105 amino acids. The transcript is spliced from 6 exons. The record is from RefSeq and is a predicted model, not a curated record. Gene Ontology annotation, molecular function: structural constituent of myelin sheath. Gene Ontology annotation, biological process: peripheral nervous system myelin formation; regulation of myelination. NCBI's taxonomy places the organism in Eukaryota, Metazoa, Chordata, Aves, Anseriformes, Anatidae.
AGCGGGUCGGACCCGAGCGGCUCCGGCUCUGCCCCGUUGCCGCCGCUGGGCGCUGUCACCGCGGAGCCCCCCCGGGGAGGCUGCUCCGGGCGUGCGAGCGAAUAAAGCAGACGUCCCUGCGGCGAGGCGUUUCACUGGGAACUCUUUAAAGCAGAAGGAAACGCAGCGCAGCCGCCGCCGCUGAUCUGCUCGGCUGCCGCUUUAGCAGCUGCCCGUCCCGUCCCGUCCCGUCCGCGAGAAGCCGCCGGGGGCCGGUGACCGGCGGCGGCUGCUCCGAGAUGCCCGAGCUCCUGUCCUGACAGCCACCCCCCCCCCAGCGCCAUCAUCGAGGCAUGCCUUUCAAAACAAGGGCACUCCUUUCUGGUGACCUGUCUUCAGUUCCUCACUUCUUGUCCACCAGAGUAGGAUCCAGUCUGCAAUACCCUGAAACUGGUAUUUUCCCAUGGACCUCGCUGGACUUUGCUGCAUCCUUGACCCUUGCAAGGCUGGCUUGGGCAGGUGUAAAUAGCCCUGCUGAUUCACAGCCCAAUCAAGAUGACGACAGCCGCACCACUGAUCAAUAAUACUCAGUUCUCAUUAAAUGUGACCACAAAGUCUCAAGAACAAAGUCUUUAUCAAAGUUCUGGAGCAAUAGUUGCUGCCAUCGUAGUAGGAGUAAUUAUUAUUUUUACAGUGGUUCUGCUCAUACUGAAAACGUAUAACAGACACAUGAGAGUGAAGCGGGAGCUGGAACCCAAGAGCACCAAAACAGCAAUGCCACCUGCUUUAGGGCAGAACAGCGACAGCGUUAUUCAGCAUCCUGCAGUGACUUUCAUACCUGUGGACAUCCACAUGCAGAGCAGACAACUGUGAACAUGUGUCCUCCUGUGAGAGAAAAGACCUGGAGUUCUUAUUAACGUGGACCUGGGCCUCACAGCAAAGUGACACCGCACUGGGAACGGUGAUAGCUGUUAUCUUGUCUAUAGGUUGUAAUUAGCCCUGCCUUCUCUCUUUGGGAGGAGAACUAAACAAUCUGAACACUUUCUGUAUGAUGAAAAUCAACUGGUGAAGGCAUACAGACCAUGAGAAAUGCAAUGAGCCUUCUUACAGAGCUCUGGGUGCAGAAAGACAAAAUAGGCCAAGCCUAUUAGUUGGAAGAAAUGGUGCAAACUCGUGUUUUGUGGAGCUUUUGCUUACUCAGAAUUCGAACUUUUUCUAUUCUGCAAUGACUGAUGAUAAAUGGAAGAAAAAUUUGGACAUGCAAGCUGCAACUCAGGUUGAACCUGGGUUUGUUAAGAUUUAUGUGAAACAGGUUUGUAGCCUAUUUUAUACAUGAUGGAUAGUAUGGGAAGUAGCAAAACUGUAAGUAGCAAAAUUGUAUUUAUCUUUAGUCAUCUUUUGUGUUUCUAAUACCGCAUAUGUAUGGUUUUAGACAGGAAAGUUACUUUUUAUUUUCAAGUAUUUUUGAAACAUUUCUAUAAACUUGGUAACUUGUCUGUUUCCAAA